AUGCGCUUCGCGGUGGAGGAAAUCAACAAUUCCAGCCGCCUCCUGCCCAACGUCUCACUGGGCUAUGAAAUCUACGACAGUUGCUUGCCCUCCACCACCAUGUACGCCACACUCAGCAUCCUGUCCCAGGGCGGGGGCAGCUGCCACAGCCAUCAACAUGUAGCCGUGGCUGCCAACUACACGUGGUACCUGCCCAAGGCAGUGGCCGCCAUUGGGCCCGACAACAGUGAAGAUGCUCUCCUGGUGGCCAGUCUGCUGGGCAUCUUCCGGAUGCCGGAGGUCAGCUACGAAGCAUCCAGCCCGACGCUGAGCCUGAAGCGCGUCUACCCCUCGUUCCUGCGCACGAUUCCCAGCGACCACGUGCAGGUGCACGCCUUGGUGCGCCUGCUGAAGAAGUUCAACUGGGCCUGGGUGGCGGUGGUGGGCAGCAACAACAACUACGGGCACCAGGGCCUCCAGAUGCUGCACGACACGGCGGCUCGGGAGGGCAUCUGCUUCGCCUACCAGGGGGUCAUGCCCGUGGACCAGGAUGCUGGCAGCGCAGAGCUGGAGGCCGUGGUGCGGGGCGUGGUGGCCUCUAGGGUCAACGUCACCGUCAUCUUUGCCAACAAGCACAGCGCCGCGCCCUUCUUCCAGGAGGUGGUUCGGCAGAACGUGACUGGGCGCGUGUGGGUAGGCACAGAGGACUGGACGCUGGCCACAGGAGCCUGGCAGAUCCCAGGCAUUCGUGACAUUGGCACCAUUAUGGGGAUGGCCAUCAAGCAGACCUGCCUCCCAGAAAUGGCGGCAUUUGAUGCGGCCUCCAGCCUGGGUUGUGGCAGGGCCACAGAUUGCUGGAACCGUGGGGAAGCUUGCAGCCAGCGGUGCUCCCGGUUCUGCAGGCCAGGCUCUCCCGACGGCAGGCUGGAGCCAUCUCCGUACGACGUGCAGGGCGCUUUCGGCGUGUACUCUGCUGUGUACGCCGUGGCACACGGCCUGCAUCGCCUGCUGCAUUGCCAAAGGGGGGUAUGCCACAAGGACGUGGUCUACCCGUGGCAGCUCCUGACGGAGAUGAAGCGGGUGAACUUCAGCCUUCGCAACAGGUGGAUCGAUUUUGACCCCCGCGGGGAUGCCUUGGCCGGCUAUGAUGUGGUCAUGUGGCGGUGGGCAGGCCAGGCCUGGAACUGCAGCGUGGUUGGCUCGUUCAGCAGGAAUCCAAACCGCCUGAGCAUCGAUGGGGACGCGCUCCAGUGGCACACGCAGGCAAACCAGGUCCCCGUCUCCGCAUGCUCCGAGGACUGCGGCGUGGGGGAGCAGAAGGUGCCACAGGGCGUCCACCGAUGCUGCUUCCACUGCGUGGGCUGCCUGCCGGGGACCUUCCUGAACAGAAGCGAUUCCUACACGUGUCAGAGGUGCGGAGAAGACCAGUGGUCCCCGGCCAGAAGCGAGACCUGCUUUGCACGCACCUCCGUGUUCCUGGCGUGGGAUGACCACGUCUCGGUGGCCCUGCUGAUAGCCACCACAGUGCUCACGUUGCUGGUGGCUGGGGCCAUGGCCGUCUUCUUCAGGAACCUGCGGACACCCAUCGUGAAGUCGGCCGGGGGCUGCCUGUGCUUUGCCAUGCUGGGGUCUCUGGCCUUUGCCAGCACCAGCCUCUACUGGCACUUUGGGGCUCCGGACAGGGUGGCCUGCCUGGUGAGAGCACCGCUGUACAACGUCAGCUUUACGGUGUGCCUGGCCUGCAUGAUGGCCCGCUCAUUCCAGAUCGUCAUCAUCUUCAAGAUGGCCGCCAGGGCCCCAGGCCUGUAUGAGGCCUGGCGGAGGUACCACGGGCCUGGCCUGCUUAUCGGGACCCUCACCGGCCUGCAGGGGCUGCUGAGCCUCCUCCAGGUGAGCACCAGCCCCCCUGCCCCAUACAAGAACUACGAGGCCUUCCCAGACAUGAUUGUGCUUGAGUGCAGCCUGGGCGGGCUCACGGGCCUGAGCCUUGGGCUGGCCUACAAUGGUUUCCUGGGUAUUGCCUGCUUUGCCAUCAGCUAUGUGGGAAAGGACCUGCCCAACAGCUACAAUGAAGCCAAGUGCAUCACCUUCAGCCUCCUCAUCUACUUUGUCUCCUUCAUCUUCUUCACCACCACGCAAGCCCUCUACCAGGGCAAGUACCAAGCAGCCAUUGGCAUCGCCUCCCACCUCUCCACGCUCUCUGGCAUUUUCGGAAGCUACUUUGCCCCCAAGGUCUAUGUCAUCCUCUUCCGAUCUGAGCUCAACACCCACGAACAGUUCCAGAUGUCCAUCCAGAUGUACACCAAGAGGAUCAGCUCAGCCAGUUGA
Varanus komodoensis (Komodo dragon) is the source of this 2307-nucleotide messenger RNA. It is a transcript of the gene TAS1R1, whose product is annotated as taste 1 receptor member 1. Gene Ontology annotation, cellular component: membrane. The transcript is spliced from 5 exons. Gene Ontology annotation, biological process: G protein-coupled receptor signaling pathway; sensory perception of umami taste. Lineage: Eukaryota; Metazoa; Chordata; Lepidosauria; Squamata; Varanidae. Gene Ontology annotation, molecular function: G protein-coupled receptor activity. Bases 1 to 2307 code for a protein of 768 amino acids. The record is from RefSeq and is a predicted model, not a curated record.